AUGGGCGAUAAAGCUGGAGAGGGAAAGGCAUAUAGUUCACUUGCUAACGAUCAUUACCGUCUGGGUAAUUUUCAAAAGGCAAUUGACUGCUAUCGGCUUUAUUUACAAAUUUCUAAAGACGUGGGUGACAGGGAGAAUGAAAAACAAGCUUACUUUUACCUUGGCCAAGCGUACCAGUGUAUCGGCAAUUUUAGGAAGGCAAUCGAAUGUCAUGAACUUCAUUUGACUUUUGCCACAGAGCUGAAUGACAGGGCUGGACAAGUCGUGGCGUACCAUGAUCUUGGCAAUGCCUAUCAGUGUAUCAGAGAAUGCAAAAAGGCCAUCAAAUACCAGGAAAACUGUCUUAAACUUCUCAUUAAUGAAGAAAUUGGAGAACCGCACAGGUACAUAUUGUGCUCUGCAUAUUCUUGUCUCGGCAAUGCUUAUGGCCUUCUUGGAUUUUUUAAUCAAGCUCUUGACUACUGCCAACGCUGCCUUGAAAUUUCAACAGAACUUGGAAGCAAGGAAGGACAGGCAUCUGCAUAUUCUGGUCUUGGCAGUAGUUAUGUUCAUCUCGGAAAUUUCCAAAAAGCCGUAAAAUGCCACCAAUCUGAGUUAAAACUUGUUGCAAAAUUGGGAAAUAAAAAAAAAGAGGGACAAGCAAAUAGCAAUCUUGCUGUUGCUUACUCCCAUCUGAGAGAUUUCGAAAAAGCUAUACAUUGCCUAGAGCGUCAACUCAAGGUUGCCAAAGAAGUUGGAGACGCGGAGGGAGAGCAACGCGCGUAUUCGUUACUGGGUCGCUGUUAUUAUGACCUGGGAGAUCUACAAAUUGCAUUAGAAUACCACAACCGAUCCCUGAAACUCGCUAAGCGCAUUGAAGACAGUAUCGGUAUAGGGAUCGAGUAUGGACAUCUAGGGUCUGUAUACACAGAUCUUGGAGAUCCCAAAAAGGCGAAAGAAUGUCAUGAAAAGCAUUUAAAAAUUGCUCAACAGGUUGAUGACAGGGUUGGAGAGGCUAAAGCAUAUUUCAGUCUUGGUCGAAGUUUUGAAUCGAUGGGUUCUCUACAAGAAUCCCGUGAAUGUUACCAGUCCAGCGUUAACAUAUUCAACGAAGUUAGGGCUUCUAUUCACCUAAAAGAUGCCUUGAAGAUUACCUUUCGCCAUAUGUACAAAAGAGCUUACACUAGAUUAUGGCUCCUACUGUUGCAACAAGGCAAGGUGACUGAGGCUUUGUUGGCAGCAAACCAAGGGCGUGCACAGGCAUUACGAGAUCUCAUGGAGUUGAACUAUAGCCUAGAAAAACCUUUCAUUAGUGUACAUACGCGUUCUUUGGAAGAAACCAUACUUCAGGCAUCUAGUACUAUUCCUUCAAAUGUGGCUUUCACGGCAGUUUAUGGCGAACGAGUUUUUUCCUGGGUUACUAGAAAAGGUCCAAAAUUGUCACUUACUUGCAGGAUUAAGAAAAUCAGUGACGGUUUUUCGCCAGAUUAUGCGGAAUCUUAUCUUUCUUCGUUGACGGAAAGUGUCCGUACAGAUAUCGGUGUUAGGAUUUGUCGGAAAUGUGAGGAUCGUUCAUUGAAAAGUUUAGGAGAUAGUGAAUGGAUAGACACGGACCAGUCCCAGGCCCGUUCAAUGGCACGUCAGGACAAUCCUUUGAAAAUCUUGUAUGACAUUGCUGUUAGUCCCAUAGCAGAUUUGAUAAGCAGCGAUGAACUUAUCAUUGUUCCAGACGGCCCAUUGUGGUUGGUUCCUUAUGCUGCGUUCAUGACACCCAAUUCAAAGUACCUUUGUGAGACUUUCAGAAUCCGAAUGAUUCCUUCCUUAGAUUGUUUGAAAAUCCUCGCAGACUGUCCAGCGGGGUAUCACAGGGAAACUGGAGCUUUGCUUGUAGGAGAUCCAUGCGUGCAAGAAGUUGUUUUGCGUGGGAGAAGGAAACUUCAACAGCUUCCAUGUGCAGAAAAAGAAGUAAAAAUGAUCGGAAAAAUAACUAACACCAUGCCUCUCACUGGGACGGAGGCAACAAAAACACAAGUUUUGAAAAGUCUCUCCUCAGUGUCCUUGGUACACAUCGCAGCGCACGGUUGUAUUGAAACUGGAGAAAUUGUCUUGGCACCAAAUCCUAUACGAUCAUCUCCGAUACCCACAGAGGAAGAUUUUCUCUUGACAAUGACUGACGUUUUAAACGUGAAGAUUCGAGCGAAACUAGUUGUACUAAGCUGCUGUCACAGUGGUCGUGGAGAGGUAAAGGCUGAGGGUGUGGUUGGCAUUGCACGAGCGUUCCUGGGCGCCGGUGCUCGAUCUGUUCUGGUAUCCCUAUGGGCCAUUGACGACGAAGCAACUCUAGAGUUUAUGAAAAGUUUCUACAAGUUUCUAGUGGAGGGACGAAGUGCGAGUGAAGCUCUUAAUCGGACCAUGAACUACAUGAGGGAAUCUGAACAGUUUAGCGAGUUGCGACUCUGGGCCCCGUUUAUUCUUAUUGGAGAUGACGUCACUCUGAACUUGGCCGGAAGGUAA
Porites evermanni is the source of this 2493-nucleotide messenger RNA. The record is from the annotation of a GenBank genome assembly. Lineage: Eukaryota; Metazoa; Cnidaria; Anthozoa; Scleractinia; Poritidae.